AUGGCUGGUGAAGGAGAUCUGCAGCUACUGGGCGGGUUGGUGAGUCCAUUCACACUCCGGGUACGCAUGGCGCUGCACGUCAAGGGUGUGAGCUACGAGUACCUCGAGCAGGACCUAUGGGACAAGAGCGAGCUCCUCCUCGCGUCUAACCCGGUGCACAAAAAGGUCCCGGUGCUCAUCCACGCCGGUAAGCCCAUCUGCGAGUCGGUCGCCAUCGUGCAGUACGUCGACGAGGUCUGGGCGAGCGCCCCCUCGCUCCUCCCCGCCGACCCCUACGACCGUGCCGUCACUCGCUUCUGGGCCGCCUAUGUCGACGACAAGCUGUUCCCUGCCUGGCUAGCCAUCCUGCGCGCCGCGACAGAGGAGGAGAGAGCGCAAAAGCUCGCCGCCACGCUCGCGGUGCUUGCGCCCAUGGAGGAGGCAUUCUCCGCCUGCUCGGCCUUCUCAUCCGGUGGCGACUCCAUCGGGUACUUCGACCUCGCGCUCGGGUGCCAGCUCUUCUGGCUCGACGCGCUGAGGGAGAUGUUCGACGUGAUGGUCAUCGACGAUGGCAGGACCCCGCCCUUAGCCGCGUGGACCGAGAGGUUCCUGGAGACGGAGGCGGCCAAGAUGGUGAAGCCGCCCAUGAGCAGCAUGCUGGAGUACGCCGGGCAGCUGCGAGAAAAUCGGAUAUUUGCCACUUUGAAUACGGGGCUUCUCCAAAUUGCCACUCCCAAGAUUGUCUUCGCAGAAUUGCCAUCCAGCUCAUCGGCUCCUUGA
This is a messenger RNA of Triticum turgidum subsp. durum (durum wheat), 759 nucleotides long. The record is from the annotation of a GenBank genome assembly. Lineage: Eukaryota; Viridiplantae; Streptophyta; Magnoliopsida; Poales; Poaceae.